Molecule: messenger RNA, 1164 nt
Organism: Periophthalmus magnuspinnatus
Lineage: Eukaryota; Metazoa; Chordata; Actinopteri; Gobiiformes; Gobiidae
Gene: plpp6
Product: phospholipid phosphatase 6
Exons: 2
Coding region: 173-1006 (277 amino acids)
Molecular function (GO): sphingosine-1-phosphate phosphatase activity
Source: RefSeq, a predicted model, not a curated record
GACUAGAAUAACAAAGAUGGCGAUUCACUACGGCUCAUCCAGACGUGAUAAGAACUGUGAAAUGUUCAAGAGUUAACUAAAGAAACGGCGGUCUGCAUAGCAUCACAGAGAUAGCCAUUAGAAAGCCAUCGUAAUUUCAAGUGAGUGACUUUAGUGUCAUUGGAAGUUCAACAUGCCGUCUCCCAAAACUAAAAACCCAGGUCGCAGUGGAGGCAGCCAGGCUGUCGGCAGCUCCAGUGACCGCUUCGAGUUCGCGUCUCUGAACAAGUCUCUGCUCCAGCGCCAGGGCUCGGACCCCGCCACUGCCCGGCUGCGGGCUUCAGAGAGCCCCACGCGGCGCAGGGGCUCCAGCUCCUCCACGGGCUCCGCCAGCGGCCAGGGCCCUGAGGAGGACGGUAUACGGCUCAACCCGUCAUUCAUCCGGGUAGCGCUCAGCUCGCUUUUGGCCAUCGACCUGUGGAUGUCCAAGCGGCUCGGGGUGUGCGCCUGUGAGGACUCGUCGUGGGGCAGUGUUCGGCCCUUGAUGAAAUUGAUAGAGAUAUCCGGACAUGGCAUCCCGUGGCUGGCUGGUACCGCUUACUGCAUGUACAAGAGCGACAGUCCUGCUGGACAAGAAGUGAUGCUUAACCUCUUUAUGGGCCUACUGUUGGACCUGGUUUUGGUGGGUAUUGUUAAGGCCCUUGUGCGUCGGCGUCGCCCCUCUCAUAAUCGAAUGGACAUGUUUGCUACAUUUUCCGUGGACCGAUAUUCGUUUCCUUCGGGCCAUGCCACUCGAGCUGCGAUGUGUGGCCGGUUCUUGUCGGCCCACCUGGUUUUGGCCGCUCCUCUAAGGGUCCUGGUUCAGCUCUGGGUGGGAACCGUGGGUCUAAGCAGGGUGAUGCUUGGGAGACAUAAUGUGACGGAUGUGGCGUUUGGGUUUUGGAUGGGAUACUGCCAAUACAACCUGAUAGAGAUGUUGUGGAUCUCACCACAGACAUUGCAAGGGCUGCUGGGAUAUGUAGUUUAAUAUUGGCUCUGAGGGAAAGUAUAAUCAAUCAGAAGGUUAAGUAGUGAUUGUAACAGUUUAAAGAAGGAAGAAAAACAAGAGCAUGGUGACUUGGGGGUGAGCGAUAUGACAAUAUGAACUGUGAUCUGGCCUGACUCUGUGGUGGAUUUCCCAGUGAA